AUGCUGACGCAGGCUAAGCAGACUAAGCAGGGCCACAGACUGCAGUCAAGCGAAGGGCAGUGGAACGUGAAGCAUGUCAAGCGAUACUUGCGUUGCGUGGACCACUUCUUGAUGCUGCUAAUAGUCUGCGUGCACACAACGUCUGGACAGCCAGGCAGAGGGUUAGAGAUCACGACAAUGCAGCACCGCAACAGGCUACUGCAGGACCACAACAUCUUCGUCAUAGACAGACAGGUGAUGACAGUCGUCCGCUAUCACAAGUCGCAGUCGCAGUGGGACAAGCCGAAGGUGGUGCCGCGCUUCUUGCCGCCGCGGCUAGGGCAGGUGAUGGUGCUGUACUUGGCGU
Didymella exigua CBS 183.55 is the source of this 346-nucleotide messenger RNA. RefSeq lists its product as uncharacterized. The annotation marks the transcript as partial. The record is from RefSeq and is a predicted model, not a curated record. The transcript has a single exon. Lineage: Eukaryota; Fungi; Ascomycota; Dothideomycetes; Pleosporales; Didymellaceae.